Messenger RNA from Trypanosoma grayi, 354 nucleotides. RefSeq lists its product as hypothetical. The transcript has a single exon. The coding region runs from base 1 to 354 and encodes 117 amino acids. NCBI's taxonomy places the organism in Eukaryota, Euglenozoa, Kinetoplastea, Trypanosomatida, Trypanosomatidae. The record is from RefSeq and is a predicted model, not a curated record.
AUGGUGCGCAUGGGCCAGAACAAAGCGAUUGCCUGGGGAGCCUUAAAACACUCCAUAGUUUCCUUCAGAAUGCCGUGUAGCCCGGAGUUUUUACGAGCUUUUGAGGAAGCGUGCUCAGUGCUAACCGCCGAAUGGGUGGCGCUGGCUAUCCAGGAAUCUCACCCGGUGCACCAAUACCAGUGCGCAAGGGCGCAGCAGGCGGAUGGAUCUUUUCAAACGCAGGCGGAACUGGAAGCAGCUCGUCACCGCAAGCAGGCCUGGGGCCCUACGGGUAACAUCACCGCCUCGCCGGACCCCCGCAGGCCAAGGGACGAACCCCACUCAGGUCACGAUGUAGGACGACGUACUUUAUAA